AUGUCUUUUGCCGCACCACUUGCCUCGACUUUCUUCUCACGCUUCUUCCGUCCCUUUUCAACUAGUCCGAAGCGUUCCCUAGCUCCGGAAUCCCAAGCGCGCAAUAUGUCAGGCACACAGACCGCGACCGUAGCAGCCGGCUGCUUCUGGGGCGUCGAGCACCUCUACCGCAAGAAUUUCGGAAACGGCAAAGGCCUCCUUGACGCCAAGGUUGGCUACUGCGGCGGCGACACUUCUUCGCCUUCAUACCGGGCUGUAUGCUCUGGACAGACUGGUCACGCCGAAGCCCUCCAGAUGACUUUUGAUCCCUCCAUCGUGACCUACCGCCAACUCCUCGAAUUCUUCUAUCGCAUGCACGACCCAACAACAGAGAACCGGCAAGGCCCGGACGUCGGUACCCAAUACCGCAGUGCUAUUUUCACACAUGGAGAGGAGCAGCACAAGAUUGCCGAGGAUAUCUCUGCCAAGGUUAGCAAGGAGUGGUAUAAGGCGCCUCUUUCUACUAGGAUCCUGCCCGCUGGUCAGUGGUGGGAUGCCGAGCAAUAUCACCAGCUCUAUCUCCAGAACAACCCUGCUGGAUAUGAGUGCCCUGCUCACUUUAUUCGGCCUUUCCCUCCUCUUUCGGAUUGA
Molecule: messenger RNA, 630 nt
Organism: Penicillium antarcticum
Lineage: Eukaryota; Fungi; Ascomycota; Eurotiomycetes; Eurotiales; Aspergillaceae
Product: peptide-methionine-S-sulfoxide reductase
Exons: 3
Coding region: 1-630 (209 amino acids)
Molecular function (GO): peptide-methionine (S)-S-oxide reductase activity
Source: RefSeq, a predicted model, not a curated record